Molecule: messenger RNA, 1518 nt
Organism: Indicator indicator
Lineage: Eukaryota; Metazoa; Chordata; Aves; Piciformes; Indicatoridae
Gene: FGG
Product: fibrinogen gamma chain
Exons: 10
Coding region: 48-1355 (435 amino acids)
Biological process (GO): platelet activation; protein polymerization; blood coagulation
Cellular component (GO): fibrinogen complex
Molecular function (GO): signaling receptor binding
Source: RefSeq, a predicted model, not a curated record
UGCACAACUGCACUGAGCAGUCAGCUGCACCUGGUGGGACAGACAUAAUGGUGCAGAGAUUAGGCAGCUGGGCUCCCCUGGGGCCUCUCCUCUCCCUGCUCUUUUCCACCAGCAUGGCGUAUGUUGCUACCAGAGAAAACUGUUGCAUAUUAGAUGAACGAUUUGGUAGCUACUGCCCAACAACCUGUGGCAUUGCAGACUUCUUUAAUAAAUACCAUCUCACUAUAGAUGGGGAGCUGCAGGAAAUGGAGAGACUGUUGCGGCAAAUUUCUAACUCUACAGGAACAACAGAGCAUGUGAUUCAGCACAUCCAAAGCCUCUAUCCUCCAGAGAAGCAGACCCUACCAAAUUCAAUUGAUGAUUUUACUAAAAAGUCCAGGAAAAUAAUUGAAGAAAUUAUCAGAUAUGAAAACACUAUUUUGUCUCAUGAAACUACUAUACAACAGUUGACAGAUACACAUAUACUGAACAGUAACAGGAUCUCACAGCUGAAAGAGAAGAUAGCCCAUCUUGAGUCACUAUGUCAGGAGCCAUGCAGAGACACGGCUGAAAUACAGGAGACAACUGGAAGAGAUUGUCAAGACAUUGCAAACAAAGGUGCCAGGAAAAGUGGUCUUUACUUUAUCAAGCCUCAAAAAGCCAAGCAGUCAUUCCUAGUCUACUGUGAGAUUGACUCAUACGGCAAUGGCUGGACAGUGUUACAGAGGAGACUUGAUGGGAGUGAGGACUUCAAGAAAAACUGGGUUCAGUACAAGGAAGGAUUUGGACAUCUGUCUCCAGAUGACACCACUGAAUUCUGGCUGGGAAAUGAAAAGAUUCAUUUAAUAACUACACAGUCUGCUCUGCCAUACACCUUACGAGUAGAACUGGAGGACUGGAGUGGCAAAAAAAGCACUGCUGACUAUGCUGUAUUCAAAGUGGGAAGUGAAGAAGACAAGUAUCGACUGACCUAUGCCUACUUUAUUGGUGGUGAAGCUGGGGAUGCCUUUGAUGGCUUUAAUUUUGGAGAUGAUCCAAGUGACAAAUCCUUCACCUUUCAUAAUGGCAUGCGGUUCAGUACCUAUGAUAACGACAAUGAUAACUAUGCUGGCAACUGUGCUGAGCAAGAUGGAUCUGGAUGGUGGAUGAAUAGAUGUCAUGCUGCACACCUCAAUGGCAAAUAUUACAAAGGUGGUGUGUACACAUCAAAUGAUGCUGGUCCAUCUGGAUAUGACAAUGGCAUUAUCUGGGCAACCUGGCGUGACCGGUGGUACUCUAUGAAGAAAACUGCAAUGAAAAUCAUUCCAUUCAACAGACUAUCAAUAGACGGACAGCAGCACAACUUAGGCAGUGCCAAACAGGUUGGAGACUCAUAAAAGGACAAUUUCACAAAGACUGGUCUCAAGAGGGAAAACAAAUCUUUUAUCUUAGUCACUGAACUAACCUAACAUUACACAGUUCAGUUUUGCCGAUAAACACUGUUGACUGUAAGAUGCCCAAGCUUGUUCCCUGAGCAGUGCUUACCUCUCUGUACAUGGU